This is a messenger RNA of Porites evermanni, 2207 nucleotides long. Lineage: Eukaryota; Metazoa; Cnidaria; Anthozoa; Scleractinia; Poritidae. The record is from the annotation of a GenBank genome assembly.
AUGGAAAAGCAUGUGAACGUGAGGAAUGUAGAAGGAUCUCUUUUAGAGAGAGUUGUGGAUGAUGUAAAUGAGGUUAUUGGUAUUUUUGACACCCAAAAUAUCAGUGAAAUCAGAAGCAUAUACCCGUUAACCCUGAAGCAUAUAAUUAUAACUCUGUUCCAAUAUUGAGAACCAAUCAAAAUUUACAUCCUUAUAUAGUAUCACUGACAGGUGAGUUUGUUGCGCUAGUGUUAUGAAAAUUUUGUAUCGCAAUAUACACUGUCAAUGAUGUGCUGCAAAGAUAAAACUAAUAACGGUUUGGUGGAGUAAAAUUUGACCAAAAUUGAAUGCCAAAAUGAAAGCUUGUGUGUUCUCAAAAGAGUAUGCAUCCUCAUUAUGCGACCUUUUUUUCUACCUGAUAGUUUUAAAAGGUUGCUAUCUUAAUAUUAAAAGAAGUUAUGCACAAACUCCAAUCAGAAGAACAUAUGGCAGGUUUUUCAAUGAACACUGAGACGGAAAACUACUUUGUAGCGAGCACAGAGUUUUUUUUGGAAAGUAUUCGCAGGGGAAAUUAUUCGUACACUCCAUGGGGCAGCUUAGUUUGCACAAAUUACAACACACUUGUCGGCUCCACCACCUGUAAAUGUAAAUGUUUUUGCCUGUUUAUUAUGUUCUAACAAAUUUAAAUGGCUCAACAUACACUGUGGUGUUGUGGAUGUACUUGGACAACUGUUAAGGACUUGAAGAAUUCAUUAUUAGCUACUUGUUUUAGAGAUGAUGCCUCUAAUUCUCUGAGUCCAUAUUUGGGCAAAAUAAUUUCCUUGCUUCUGAUUGGACAGCUAAAAAACCCCAGCAUGGUUCCAAACAAAUUAAUGAAUAAGAGGAAUUUAGAUGCUUCAGGGUGAUAUGCUUCUGGUGAAACAAAUAGGCUGUUGGUGGUAGCAGCAGCUAAUAUCAUGGUAGCAAAAAGGCUACAUGAAGGUGUUAGAAAACCUACUGCAAAAAGAAGUGAUGAGCGAUGUUGGAAGAGGAGGAUCAAACAAAAGAUAAUAUAGCUGAGGAAAGAUAUUAGUAGAUUAGAAGAGGUGAGUAACUGGUCAAUUGAGAAGAGUUAAGAUCAGUGAGCAGUUGGAAAGAAAAUGUAGUACAGUGGAACCUCCAUAUAACUUUACCUCUAUAACAAAGUCCUCGGUAUAUUGAACUAUUUUGAUUACCCCAGUAAUAGUAAUACAUUUGAAAAAGAACCUCCAUGUAACGAGAGCCAAGGGACUGGCAAAAUUUGUUUGCAAUAACGAGGUUUUGUUAUAUUGAGGUUCUUUUUCAUAUACAUAUUGUUAUUACUGGGGUAAUCAGAAAAGUUUGUUAUACUAAGGACUUCAUUUUAUAUAGGUUCUUUAUAUCGAGGUUCCACUGUAUAACAAAACCUCGUUAUUUGAACAAAUUUUGCCAGUCCCUUGGCUUUUCGUUAUAUCGAGGUUCCACUGUAUCUGUCUGAAGGGUCGCCGAAAUAAUUAUUUUAGUAGAAGAACUUGAGCAAGGGUGUCUAUCCAGGCAGCAAAAUUGAGGUGUUGUGGGGAGAACUACACGGUACUGAGACAAAAUGGAUUGUUUGAAUGCAAUCAAAAAAGACUGUUUGAGGAGCUGGAAGGAAACGAAAAGUAUAGUGAUGUGAUAUGCCAGUUGAAGAAAAGUGCCAAAAUAUCUGGGGUGGAAUUUGGGAAGAAAAAGCACAAUGCAGAGGCUGAAUGCUUGCAAGAUCUUAAAAAUGAGCUAGAUGCCCUGGGAAGGCAAGGUGAGGUGAAGGUUUCUGCACCGAUGAUCAAAAAACAACUAAGGGAAAAAAAAAUAGUGCCCAGUUGGAAAUAUGCGGGUCCAGAUGGUAUGCAUGGCUACUGGCUGAAAAAGUUUACUGUGUUACAUGUUUGAGAUCAGUACUAGAAUGGUUAACCAAGGAGACGAACUGUGUUGGUAGUAAAGCACAAAGGAAAGGAAGGUGAAUUGUCACACUUCAGACCAAUUGCAUGCCUACGUGUACCACUGAUGAGGAAGUUAUUUACAGCAGGGAUGUUGGUGGACACAAUAUUAUGAAAAUUACAUGUAAUCUUCACAGAAAGAGUUUAUUACCAGAGGAACAGAAAGGAUGUAGAAGAAACUCACGAGGCACAAAGAUCAGCUGCUUAUUGCAGAAGGUGCAAAAAAGGCCUUGGAAUGGUAUGGGUGGACUAUAA